GAGCCAUCGGCAUUGCCUCAAGAUCUAAUCACUGCAAGCUUCCCGAGGAGAAGAUAAAACACCAAACUCGCACAAUCAUGGCCUCGUUGAAGUCCUGGUUCAGUAUUCCGAGUGGCUCACAUUUCUCAUUGGCCAACAUUCCGUUUGGCGUCAUCUCAACACCCUCGUCCAAGACACCGCGCGUGGCAGUUGCCAUUGGAGAGCAUGCUCUAGAUCUCGAAGCCUUUGCUGCAAACAAUGGCUUCUUGGGCUUGUCUACCAUACAGCCACACCAAGCUGUCUUCUCGCAACCAUCGCUGAACGCCUUUGCAGCCCUCGGCCGCCCAAUUCACUCUGUAGUUCGCAAGUACAUCCAGACUGUCUUCUCCGAGGAAACUACGUAUCCUGAUGUGCUGAAAAACAAUGCGGUACUCCAGAAGCAAGUCUUGAUACCCCUCAAAGACAUCAAAGCCCAUUUGCCUUUCAAGAUUGGCGACUACACCGAUUUCUUCGUGGGCCUGAACCAUGCCUACAACUGCGGUGUCAUCUUCAGAGGCGCCCAGAAUGCUUUGAAUCCAAACUACAAGCAUCUUCCAGUCGGUUACCAUGGGCGAGCCUCUUCAAUCGUGCCGUCUGGAACACCAAUCCGGCGGCCCAAUGGGCAGAUACUACUCGACCCGACAGCGGAGAAGAAGGUGCCCACCUUCAGCCCCUGCAAGAAGCUUGACUUCGAGUUGGAGCUGGGGGCUUUUGUAUGUGGCUCCAACGAACAAGGUGUCCCGAUUCCAGUCGAUCAAGCCGCGGCUAACUUGUUCGGUGUGGUGCUCAUGAACGACUGGUCUGCAAGGGAUGUUCAAGCAUGGGAGUCGACACCGUUGGGGCCCUUCAAUGCGAAGAAUUUCGGGACGACCAUCAGCACUUGGGUCGUCCUGGCGGACGCAUUGGAACCAUUCAAGACGAAGGGUAUAGACAACGACAUGGAAAUUCUGCCUUACUUGAGAGAGAAGGAAGAGAAGACCGUGUACGACAUCAAUCUCGAGGUCAACCUUAAGACUUCCUCCGGUAAUACAGCAACCGUGACAAAGACAAACGCACGACACCUCCUAUGGUCUUUCCCGCAGAUGUUAGCACAUCAUACUAUCACGGGCUGCCCAUUUCAACCUGGAGAUUUGUUAGGCUCUGGUACCAUCAGCGGUACCUCUCCAGCUGAGUUUGGAAGUCUUCUCGAACAGAGUAGCAACGGAAAGAAUUCUAUUGUAGUAGGGGAUAGUGAGAAGAGGACGUUCCUAGAGGACGGUGAUCAGGUUACUAUCCGAGGUGUAUGUGGUACAGAUGAUCAGUCUCUGGUGGGCUUCGGAGAUUGUGUCGGUCGCAUUGAACCUGCACUCACGUUGGGAUUUGCCUAAAGUUUCUUUUUGUGUUCAACGAAGAGCGAUAAACCCCACCAUGUCACAUAGAAGAUGCAUGCUAUAGUGGCCUGCAGCAGGUCUUCUCCAUCGCUCCAUGCUAUCAUGAUUCGGCCUACCAGCCUCAAA
This is a messenger RNA of Pyrenophora tritici-repentis Pt-1C-BFP, 1514 nucleotides long. RefSeq names its product fumarylacetoacetate hydrolase FahA. The record is from RefSeq and is a predicted model, not a curated record. Gene Ontology annotation, biological process: L-phenylalanine catabolic process; homogentisate catabolic process; L-tyrosine catabolic process. Gene Ontology annotation, molecular function: fumarylacetoacetase activity. NCBI's taxonomy places the organism in Eukaryota, Fungi, Ascomycota, Dothideomycetes, Pleosporales, Pleosporaceae.